GACCGCAAACCCAAAAGAGUUGCCUCUUCUCUGUCUCUCAAUCGCCCGUUCCCAUGGCGGCGGAUAUGGAAUCGAUGGCGGCGGUGAUCGGGGUCUCCAUUCCCGUCCUCCGUUUCCUUUUCUGCUUCGUGGCCACGAUUCCGGUGAGCUUCAUGUAGCGGGUCGUCCCCGGGACGCUCCCCCGCCACCUUUACGCCGCCCUCUCGGGGGCGGUUCUGUCCCACCUCUCCUUCGGAGCCUCCUCCAACCUCCAUUUCCUCAUCCUCAUGGCCAUGGGCUACGCUUCCAUGGUCCUCGUCCGCCGCUACGCCGGCCUCAUCACCUUCUUCCCUGGCUUUGCGUACCUCAUCGGAUGCCAUAUGUAUUACACGAGUGGGGAAGCAUUGAAGGAAGGAGGGAUUGAUGCAACAGGAAGGAGGUGAAGAAAACAGGUUCCUCUGAAUUUUCUUCACUGAUAGACUAAAUUUUGCAUGCUGCUGCAUUGACAAGCUUAUGCAGGAGCUCUCAUGGUGCUAACUCUUAAAGUCAUAUCUUGCACAAUAAAUUACAGUGAUGGGCUGCUUAAGGAAGAAGACUUGCGUGAGGCUCAGAAAAAGAAUCGAUUAAUACAUUGUCCCUUUUUAUUUGAAUAUAUUGGUUACUGUCUCUGCUGUGGAAGCCACUUUGUAGGGCCUGUCUAUGAAGUAAACGAUUAUCUUGAGUGGACAGAACACAAAGGAAUUUGGGCUGCUUCCGGUGACAGACAAUCGGCAUCACUUGGUGCAGCAUUAUGUGCUUUGCUUCAAGCUGCAAUAUGUAUCGGUUUAUACUUGCAACUGGUACCACAUUAUCCACCUUUUCAGUUCAGUGAGCCUGUAUUCUAUGAAUGGGGUUUCUGGCAAAUUCUGUUCUACCAGUACAUGUCUGGAUUCACUGAACGUUGGAAGUACUACUUUAUAUGGUCAAUCUCAGAAGCUUCUAUUAUCAUAUCUGGUUUUGGGUUCAGUGGUUGGUCAGAUUCUUCUCCUCCUAAAGCACUGUGGGGCCGUGCAAAAAAUGUUGAUAUUCUUGGGAUGGAGUUUGCUACUAGUGCAGUUCAGUUGCCGCUUGUAUGGAACAUACAUGUCAGCACUUGGCUACGUCAUUAUGUUUAUGAAAGGCUCAUUCAGAAAGGGAAGAAACCUGGAUUCUUUGAGUUGCUGGCUACAGAGAUGGUUAGUGCUGUUUGGCAUGGACUGUACCCUGGAUAUAUCAUAUUUUUUGUUCAGUCUGCAUUGAUGUUUGCAGGUUCACGGGUAAUCUACAGAUGGCAACAAGCUGUCUCCCCAGAGAAUCUUUUGUUCAGAAAGAUGCUGAUACUAAUGAAUUUUGCCUACACUCUCCUCGUUGUCAAUUGUUCGUGCAUUGCUUUCAUGGUUUUGAGCCUGAAAGAGACCCUCGCAGCUUACCAGAGUGUAUAUUUUGUUGGCACUAUCGUUCCCAUCAUAUUUAUCCUGCUUGGUUAUGUUAUCAAACCAGCAAGACCUGCAAGGUCCUAGACAGAAAACCCAAUAAGACAAGAAGGUUCUUUAGUUUUUGUUGGUGCGCUGACAGAAGAGGUGAACGUUGCAACUUCUGGUUAUGGGAUUUUCACCCUGAUCCAGAGUUGGUCGAGGAUAUUUGUCUUUAUGAAUGCAGCUCUAUUUCUCCAUCUCUCUUCUUGUGUCAGCUAAGACACUUGGCUUCAGAAACUUAAUUUUAUUUUCUAACUAUGCUAAUUUCAUCA
This is a messenger RNA of Musa acuminata AAA Group (dessert banana), 1744 nucleotides long. RefSeq names its product lysophospholipid acyltransferase 1-like. Gene Ontology annotation, biological process: phospholipid biosynthetic process; triglyceride biosynthetic process; lipid modification. The record is from RefSeq and is a predicted model, not a curated record. Lineage: Eukaryota; Viridiplantae; Streptophyta; Magnoliopsida; Zingiberales; Musaceae. The coding region runs from base 507 to 1517 and encodes 336 amino acids. The transcript has 9 exons. Gene Ontology annotation, cellular component: endoplasmic reticulum; membrane. Gene Ontology annotation, molecular function: acyltransferase activity.